AUGUCAAGUGGUGAUAGUAAUUUAAAGAGAAGAAGAGGAGGAAAUACUGGUCAAUCAUCAAAAUCAUAUAAUACAUGGACUGAUUAUGAAGAAGAUUUAGAAGAAUCUGGUGAAUUUAAUCAAUCAAUAAAAAAAACAACAAAUACAUCAAGUGCAACAUUAACAUCAUCAGAAGAAAAAGGAUCACUUUUAGAUUAUUCAAAGAGGUGUAUAUUAAAACAAGAUAAUAAAUCAAGACCAAUUUGGGUUUGUCCAGAUGGUCAUAUAUUUUUAGAGACAUUUUCAGCAAUUUAUAAACAAGCAUCAGAUUUUUUAGUUGCAAUUGCAGAACCAGUUUGUAGACCACAAAAUAUACAUGAAUAUCAAUUAACACCUUAUUCAUUGUAUGCAGCGGUCUCUGUUGGAUUAGAAACCAAUGAUAUUAUUACAGUUUUAGGGAGAUUAUCAAAAUUAGCACUACCAAAAGAGGUUGAACAAUUUGUUAGACAAUGUACACAAAGUUAUGGUAAAGUGAAGUUAGUAUUACAAAAGAAUAAAUAUUUUGUGGAAUCUGCAUACCCAGAGGUAUUGGAAUUCCUCUUGAAAGAUUCAUCAAUUGCAACAGCAAGAAUAAAACCAACAUUGGAAGAAUCUGUGGUGGAUCCAAAAACUGGUUUCAUCAUUAAUAAAGAGGUUGUUACAGGUGCACAGAUUUCAGGUGGUUUACAAGCGAAUCAAUCAUUGGAUCCAGUUUUAAAGAAUGAUGCACUCUCUAAUCUAUUGGAGGAGGAGGAAGAGGAUACAGUAAAUAAUUCAGAUCAACAUUUUCAUUCAUUUGAAAUUGAUCCACAACAAGUGGAAGAAGUGAAAAAACGUUGUAUUCAAUUGGAUUAUCCAGUGUUGGAAGAAUAUGAUUUUCGUAAUGAUACAGUGAAUCCAAAUUUAAAUAUAGAUUUAAAGCCAACAACAAUGAUUCGUCCAUAUCAAGAGAAAUCUUUAUCGAAAAUGUUUGGUAAUGGUCGUGCUCGUUCUGGUAUUAUUGUAUUGCCAUGUGGUGCUGGUAAAUCACUAAGUGGUAUUACUGCAGCAUGUACAGUGAAAAAGAGUAUUCUGGUGUUGUGUACAAGUGCAGUGUCGGUGGAACAAUGGAAAUAUCAAUUUAAACUUUGGAGUAAUAUAGAGGAGAGACAAAUUUCAAAAUUCACAAGUGACAAUAAGGAAAAGAUUAGUAAUGUUGCAGGUGUUACCAUUACCACCUAUACAAUGGUUGCAUUUGGUGGUAGACGUUCAGCAGAAUCGUUAAAGAUUAUGAAUGAAAUUACCAAUAGGGAAUGGGGUUUGGUAUUAUUGGACGAGGUACAUGUAGUACCAGCAGCAAUGUUUAGAAAGGUUUUAACAGUGACAAAAGCCCAUUGUAAAUUGGGUUUAACAGCAACAUUGUUACGUGAAGAUGAAAAGAUUCAAGAUUUGAAUUUCCUUAUUGGUCCAAAACUUUAUGAGGCAAAUUGGUUGGAUUUACAAAAAGCAGGUUUCCUUGCAAAUGUUUCAUGUUCAGAAGUUUGGUGUCCAAUGACAGCGGAAUUUUAUAAAGAAUAUUUAAUCAAUGAUUCUCAAGGAAAGAAGAAACUUCUAUAUACAAUGAAUCCAAAUAAAUUCCGUGCUUGUGAAUAUUUAAUUAGAUUCCAUGAACAAAGAGGUGAUAAGAUCAUUGUUUUCUCUGAUAAUGUUUAUGCACUUCAAAAGUAUGCCAAAGGAUUGGGUAGAUAUUUCAUUUAUGGACCAACAUCAGGCCAUGAAAGAAUGAGUAUUCUCUCGAAAUUUCAACAUGAUCCAACCGUAAGAACCAUUUUCAUUUCAAAGGUUGGUGAUACCUCUAUCGAUAUUCCAGAGGCAACCGUUAUCAUUCAAGUUUCAUCACAUUAUGGUUCACGUCGUCAAGAGGCACAACGUUUAGGUCGUAUUCUUCGUCCAAAACCAAAAUCUGAUGGUCUUUACAAUGCUUUCUUUUAUUCUUUGGUUUCAAAAGAUACUCAAGAAAUGUAUUACAGUACAAAGAGACAACAGUUUUUAAUUGAUCAAGGUUAUAGUUUUAAGGUCAUUUCAGAGUUACCUGGUAUUGAUCAAGAAGUAAACUUAAAAUAUUCUUCAAAACAAGAUCAACUCGAUCUAUUGGCUCAAGUAUUGGGUGAAGGUGAAGAUAGUGGUAAAAAUGAAAUUUUAGAAGAAGAUUUCGAUGAUAUUACUCGUGGUGCAAAGAAAUCAAAAUCUUCUGCUCCAACAGUUUCAAGAACUACUGGUGGUUCAACUAGAGCAUUAUCUGGUGGUAAUGAUAUGAACUAUAUGGAAUAUCAAGCUCCUGCAAUUUAUAAAAGUAUUCCAACUCAACAUGCAUUAUUUAAACAACGUGCUAAAAAUAAACAAUAA
Molecule: messenger RNA, 2403 nt
Organism: Dictyostelium discoideum AX4
Lineage: Eukaryota; Evosea; Eumycetozoa; Dictyosteliales; Dictyosteliaceae
Gene: repB
Product: transcription factor IIH subunit
Exons: 2
Coding region: 1-2403 (800 amino acids)
Biological process (GO): transcription initiation at RNA polymerase II promoter; nucleotide-excision repair
Cellular component (GO): nucleus
Molecular function (GO): DNA helicase activity; hydrolase activity; 3'-5' DNA helicase activity
Source: RefSeq, a predicted model, not a curated record